AUGAGUCAAUUAUUUAUUGACGAAGAAGAAGAGUUGGAUACCAGAAGAGGUUAUAAACCAUCAACCACAACCAUAAAAGAAGAAGAUAAUAGUGAAGAUGAAGAAAUGUCAUUUGAUGAUAGAUUAAGACAAGAUUCAAUAAAUCUACCUCAAAAUACAUUCCAAUCACCACCAUCAAUAAAAGAAGAAGAAGAAGAAGAGGAAGAAGAACAAAAAGAAGAACAAGAAGAAGAAGACGACCCAAUAAUAGAAUCAAUCCCACUUGUUGUUAACCAAAUGCCAAACAACAAAAAUCAAUCAUUACAUUUAUUUCAAUAUCCAGGAAGACCUAAAACUAGACCAUUAAAAAACCAACAAAUACUAUCACUUAUAAAACCACAAUCACAGUACCUUGAGUUGAAAUUACCAUUGAAUCCAACUAAAUUCUUUGAUGCAACCAAAAUAGAAGAAUGGGGAGAAAAUAUCAAUUUACAAAGUAUAUCAGGAGUAUUAGAUCCAUUGACAUCAGGAAAUUACGCAGGUAAAAUAAUAGACGAUCCAAUAUUAGGUCGUAAAAUCAUCCUAAUCCCUAUAAAUUCAAGUGUUCAAUUAAGACCCACAUUUAAAUACAUAGAUGAUGUAGAUAAGGAGAAUUUACAACAACAAAGAAAAAAUAUGAAUAUAGACGAAGGGGAAAAACCAAGUGUACAAAUCUUACAAACUGCUGCAAAACAUUCUACAAAUAAUCAAGAUGGAUAUAGUCAUUCAUUAGGUGAUUCUUUAAAAUCUAUAAAAAAAUUUGAUGAAGAAGAAUGGAAAUUUUUAAGUUUUAAACUGAAUUCUGAAGAUCAACAAAUUACAAAUUUAAAAAAUCAAUUAAUCAAUGAUGCUGAUGGGAUUAUAUUGGAAUCUCAAACUACUUAUGAUGAAUAUAUAGAUCAUUUAUAUAAUUAA
Molecule: messenger RNA, 933 nt
Organism: Lodderomyces jiufengensis
Lineage: Eukaryota; Fungi; Ascomycota; Pichiomycetes; Serinales; Debaryomycetaceae
Product: DNA-directed RNA polymerase III subunit
Exons: 1
Coding region: 1-933 (310 amino acids)
Biological process (GO): DNA-templated transcription
Cellular component (GO): RNA polymerase III complex; nucleus
Source: RefSeq, a predicted model, not a curated record